Messenger RNA from Cryphonectria parasitica EP155, 444 nucleotides. RefSeq lists its product as uncharacterized. The record is from RefSeq and is a predicted model, not a curated record. The coding region runs from base 75 to 275 and encodes 66 amino acids. The transcript is spliced from 2 exons. Lineage: Eukaryota; Fungi; Ascomycota; Sordariomycetes; Diaporthales; Cryphonectriaceae.
AUCCACGUCUCCCUAUCCCCUUGCAUCCUUUACCUUCAUCUAAGACUACACCUAGGAUAACUGCGCUGCACAACAUGCCACAAAAUCUUUCCACAGCUUGCGUACCAAAUUCGAACGGAUCGACCCCAAAAAAAGCAGGACCUGGGAGAAUUAAUGGCGCCAAAGGGCAGACGAUUGUCUGGAGCAACUGCAAAAAAGCAUGCUAUAAGAAAUCCGAAGCCGAGGAAUAUAGAGACCUUGAGAACACAGGGCAAUUGAAGCUUGAGCAAGGCUAGUAAAUAUACACAACAGGGGGAGAAGUCUACAUAAUACAGGAAGAUGGAGGAACAGCAUAAUAAGGAAGUAGCAUUCGUCUCUAGAAAGGAUAAGAUGGCCAAAGAUGUUCAGCCAUCCUUGAGACCAAUUCUUGAUCUCCGUGGAUAGUCAGGCAGCUGUACUUUUCAA